This is a messenger RNA of Miscanthus lutarioriparius, 1860 nucleotides long. Lineage: Eukaryota; Viridiplantae; Streptophyta; Magnoliopsida; Poales; Poaceae. The record is from the annotation of a GenBank genome assembly.
AUGGGUUCCGGGACGUGGCGCAAGGCCUACGGCGCGCUCAAGGACUCCACCAAGGUCGGCCUCGCCAACUUCAACAGCGAGUACAAGGAUCUGGACAUCGCCAUUGUGAAGGCGACGAACCACGUGGAGUGCCCGCCCAAGGAGCGCCACUUCAGGAGGAUACUCUUCGCGACCUCGGGGCAUCGCCCGCGAGCCGACGUCGCCUAUUCGAUAUGCACGCUGGCGAGGAGGUUGUCCAAGACCAGGAACUGGACAGUUGCACUGAAAACGUUGAUAGUGAUACACAGGCUGCUCAGAGAAGGCGAUGGCACAUUCAAGGAGGAUUUCCUCACCUAUUCAUACAGAGGGAACAUUCUGCAGAUCCCACAGUUCAAGGAUGACUCCAGCCCAUUAGGUCGUUGUGUUCAAUCUGCAUUUUUCCAUGGGUGCAAAAAUGUGCCUUCCCUCUUGGGACUGCUCCGCUUGGUUCGCACGUACGCGCUCUACCUGGACGAACGGGUCGAGUGCUUCAGGGUUCUCAAGUACGACGUCGAAUUAGAUCGUCUGCUCAAGUUACCCCACGCUUCUGGCAAGGCACACAGCAGAACAAGAACCCUGCCGCUCGGGGAACUUUUGGAUCAGUUGCCAGCAUUGCAGAAACUGCUUCUCAGGCUUAUUUACUGUCAGCCUGAAGGUGGAGCCUGCACAAAUUACCUUGUACAAUAUGCCUUAGCUCUUGUUUUGAAGGAAAGUUUCAAAAUAUACUGUUCAAUCAAUGAUGGCAUCAUCAAUCUUGUUGAUAUGUAUUUUGAGAUGCCAAAAUAUGAUGCAAUCAAGGCCCUUGAAAUUUAUAAACGAGCUGGUCAGCAGGCAGAAAAACUUUCUAAUUUCUAUGACCACUGCAAACAUCUUGAGCUGGCCAGGACUUUCCAGUUUCCCACUCUGAGGCAGCCGCCGCCUUCAUUUCUUGUGACAAUGGAAGAGUAUAUCAGAGAAGCACCCUGUGCCGAUACUGAGGAAAACCAUGAAGAGAAUCAACCUAGUGAUAAUGAAGAAGCAGCUCCACAGGAAGCCGAGAAACCUGUGGAAGAUGAAAAACAAGAAUCUGCAGAGCCUGAAGCAGAGCCACAACCUGCUGCUGGGCCUCUGGAAGAACCAGUGGAACCUCAGCCACGGGGCGACUACCGGGAUCUAUUAGUAUUUCCUCUAUGUUUCAAGAAGAAUCUACACUUCAGCUCAAUACCUGCUUCUUCCAAGCCUCAUGUUUUACUAAUAUAUGAACUGCAGAACUUGGAUGAAGAAGUAAACCCCAUGAUUGCAGACCUUGAAGAAAGCAAUGCACUGGCUCUUGCUAUUGUGGCACCAGGUAAUGAAAACAAGAUGUCAACUUCUCGAGACUUGUUUGCCCUUGACAAGGCUGGAUGGGAAUUGGCACUGGUUACUGCACCAAGUAACCACACAAAUCAACAAGUCGACAAUCAAUUGGCUGGGGGAUUUGACAAGCUAUUGCUCGACAGUCUUUACGAAGACGAGGCAAGGAGACAACAAAUAGCCAGUGUGACCUACACUGGAAGUCUUGCAGCAAACCCAUUUGACCCCAAUGAUCCAUUUGCCAUGUCAAAUAGCUUUGCGCCACCGUCAAAUGUGCAGCUAGCUAUGAUGGCAGAGCAGCAGCAGUAUUACCAGGCACAGCAGCAGCAGUACUAUCAAGUACAGCAGCAGCAGCAGAUGGUGAUGUUGCUGCCUCAAACAUACCAGCAGAAGUCCCAGUAUUCUGCCCCUUCUAAUCAAUCUGGAUUAUCCAAUCCUUUUGGUGAUCCAUUCAGUAGCCUCGUCACGAUGGCUAAUCCACCGAAGCAAAGCAAUUCAAAUUUAGUCUGA